Molecule: messenger RNA, 1530 nt
Organism: Coprinopsis cinerea okayama7#130
Lineage: Eukaryota; Fungi; Basidiomycota; Agaricomycetes; Agaricales; Psathyrellaceae
Product: homoserine O-acetyltransferase
Exons: 5
Coding region: 1-1530 (509 amino acids)
Biological process (GO): L-homoserine metabolic process
Molecular function (GO): homoserine O-acetyltransferase activity; L-serine O-acetyltransferase activity
Source: RefSeq, a predicted model, not a curated record
AUGUCGCUGCCCGCAGUGUCCAAGAGACUUCUCCAGGGUCCGGUCAAGUCCCACCUGCGUCGGUUCGCCCAGGUGUCUUCCUUGAAUCCGACGUCUCUGGGUCACCAGCAGCCAGGGCCGUCUUCCUGCCUCCAACCAAGCCGUCCUGCUGCUUACAAUCAGCCCCAUUUCCCAUGUGUUGAUGCCCACAAGGCUCGCGAAUCUCGUUUGGCCGCGUCAAAACAACGCGCCCCAAUCGAGGAUGAAGACUGUGGAUCUGGUCCUGAACCGCCCUAUGCGCGCCCAAACCCUACCACAUAUCACGUAUACCACCAUGACAAGCCUCUCCCUCUUUCCUACCAUGUGGACCCUCUUCCAUCUUUCGAUAUUGCCUAUGAAACAUGGGGGACCCUUUCGCCUCAGAAAGACAAUGUCAUCCUGCUCCACACCGGCCUCUCAGCGUCGUCCCACGCAGCCUCUACGCCCCUCAACCCUGCACCAGGCUGGUGGGAAAAGUUCAUAGGUCCAGGCAAGGCCAUCGACACCAACCAGUUCUUCGUCAUCUGCACUAAUGUCAUUGGUGGAUGCUAUGGAUCGACAGGCCCUUCUUCGAUCGAACCUGGAACUGGCUCCCCCUGGGCUACCCGCUUCCCAGUCGUUUCGAUUUUCGAUAUGGUCAGGGCCCAGUUUCACCUCCUGGAUCACCUCGGCAUCAAGAAGCUCUACGCAAGUGUCGGAUGUUCGAUGGGUGCUAUGCAGAGCUUGGCGGCGGGGUGGCUCUUCCCUCAACGAGUCGGCAAGAUCGCAUCCAUCAGUGGUACUGCACGGAGCAGCCCUUCGGCGGUCGCCAUGCGUUAUGCGCAGAGGAGUGUGUUGAUGGCAGAUCCCAAUUGGAACAAUGGUUUCUACUACGACGGACUCCCCCCACAUACUGGCAUGAAGCUUGCCCGACAGAUUGCCACGAUCACCUAUAGGUCAGGUCCUGAGUGGGAAUCUCGCUUUGGUCGACAACUACGUCCCAUGCCAGAGUCAGACACCUCUGAAAACGGGGUUAGAACACCUGCUCUAUGCCCUGACUUCCUCAUUGAAACCUACCUAGACCACCAGGGCGAACAAUUCUGUCUUAAAUAUGACGCCAACUCCCUUAUCUACAUCUCCAAGGCUAUGGACCUUUUCGACAUGACCCUCCCCGCCCUCCAAGCGCUCAAUAUCCGAAGCGAAGGAUCGACGCAGCCUUCCCAUCCACACGGAAAUGUUAUGACCCACAAGACGUCUCACUCGAAAUCACAUCCUCCGCCCGUCAAUCCGCCACCUCAUCUCAGUGACCUAGCAGCUGGAAUGGCGCCGUUAGCGCACAUCCCCACAUUGGUCCUUGGCGUCCAGAGUGACAUCCUGUUUACCGUCGAACAGCAACGUGAGGUAGUCGAUGCUCUGAGGAUGGCAGGAAACGAGAACGUCAGCUACUACGAGUUGGGUGGUGUUUGGGGACACGAUACAUUCCUGCUGGAUGUUGUUAAUGUUGGAGGCGCCCUCCGUGGCUUCUUGUCAUGA